CAUAAUUUUGGUUUUUGUUCAUUCCAAAAAGUUUUCUUUCCUCAUCUGAGUAUGGAUGGUUGGACGGCUGAGCGUGUGUUUAACUCCUCUGUUUUUGGUUAUACGUACGAUGAUAUUAUUGUUCUUCCAGGUCGCAUCACUUUUCCUGUGUCCAGCAUUAAUUUGCAGUCCAGGUUAUCACGCCACAUUGUCUUAUGUAGUCCAGUAGUAGCAAGUCCUAUGGACACUGUCACUGAACAUAGAACUGCCAUAUCAUGCGCUCUCAUGGGUGGUAUAGGCAUUAUUCAUAAUAAUAUGAGUAUACAAGACCAAGUUGCUCAAGUGCAAAAAGUGAAACGUUUUGAAAACGGUUUUAUUAUGGAUCCUCUUGUGUUAGGGCCCGAUAAUACAAUUUCGGAUCUUCUCGAUAUGUCCAAAAAAUAUGGUCAUAAAUCCGUUCCAAUCACGGACACUGGCUCAAUGGGUGGUAAACUUGUUGGAAUCGUUACCAAUCGAGAUAUCGAUUUUAUCACAAGUCGAAAUACUUUACUUUCUGAAGUGAUGACCCGAGAUCUUGUAACAAAAGAAGAACCUGUAACUCUUUUUGACGCCAACCAAAUUUUGAAGAAAAGUAAAAAAGGUCUUUUACCAAUCGUUGACAAAGAGAAUAAAUUAAUAGCGCUUAUUAGCCGUAAUGAUUUAAUUAAAAACAAAGAGUAUCCAUUAGCAUCGAAAAGUAGUACUAAACAAUUGUUAGUUGGAGCUUCCAUAUCGACAAGACCUAUUGAUGAAGAACGUGCGAAAGCGUUAAUUUCUGUUGGUGCUGAUGUCAUUGUCAUUGACUCAUCCCAAGGCAAUUCUAUUUAUCAAGAAGAUUUAAUUAAAAAGUUAAAAUCAACUUAUGGUUCCUCAGUUGAUAUUAUUGGGGGCAACGUUGUUACAGCACAACAAGCAUCCGUUCUUUUAAAAGCAGGUGCUGAUGGUUUGAGGAUUGGAAUGGGUUGUGGCUCAAUUUGUACGACUCAAGAAGUCUGCGCCGUCGGCCGUUCUCAAGGCUCCUCUGUUUAUCAUGUUUCACGCUAUGCUAAGGAACAUUUUGACGUCCCGUGUAUUGCAGAUGGAGGCAUCCAAAAUUCUGGUCAUAUUGUCAAAGCAUUAGCGCUAGGCGCGAGUACCGUCAUGCUAGGAUCUGUUUUAGCUGGAACUGAGGAAACACCGGGUCAAUAUUUUUUACAUAAUGGGAUUCGUGUAAAACCGUACCGGGGUAUGGGAUGUUUGGAAGCUAUGAAAGGUUCAUGGUAUAAUUCGGACUCAUGGAAUGAAGAAGGCACUUCGUAUCGUUAUUUCGCAGAUGAUGAAAAAAUCAAAAUUCCACAAGGCGUUUCAGGAGCUGUCGUUGAUAAAGGAAGUAUACGAACAUGGUUACCCCAUAUUUUACAAGGAGUUAAGCAUGGUAUGCAAGAUAUGGGAUGUCAAACAGUACAGGACCUACAUACAGCUUUAUAUUCUGAUACUUUGCGCUUUGAAAUUCGAUCGGGUGCAUCGCAGCGAGAAGGUGGUGUGCAUGAUCUUAUUACACUUUAAUUAUCUCCAAAAAAAAAACAAUUGUUUUCAUUUUUCAUUUGAACAAUUUUCAUAUUGUAUUUCGAAUAUCUUGUAUUUAAUAACGUGAAUGAAAUGUUUUUUUAAUAAAUAUAUUUUGUUUAAAAAUAUAUUUUCAUAUUUCAUAAAAUUACCGUCAAGUGUUUUUUAUUAAAAACAUUUUUUAAAACAAAGCUUUAUUUUUCU
Hylaeus volcanicus is the source of this 1767-nucleotide messenger RNA. Its product is annotated as inosine-5'-monophosphate dehydrogenase-like. Gene Ontology annotation, biological process: GTP biosynthetic process. The transcript has 9 exons. Gene Ontology annotation, molecular function: IMP dehydrogenase activity. Bases 52 to 1563 code for a protein of 503 amino acids. NCBI's taxonomy places the organism in Eukaryota, Metazoa, Arthropoda, Insecta, Hymenoptera, Colletidae. The record is from RefSeq and is a predicted model, not a curated record. Gene Ontology annotation, cellular component: cytoplasm.